Molecule: messenger RNA, 1188 nt
Organism: Trametes versicolor FP-101664 SS1
Lineage: Eukaryota; Fungi; Basidiomycota; Agaricomycetes; Polyporales; Polyporaceae
Exons: 6
Coding region: 1-1188 (395 amino acids)
Biological process (GO): mitotic sister chromatid cohesion; maintenance of mitotic sister chromatid cohesion
Cellular component (GO): Ctf18 RFC-like complex; chromatin; chromosome, centromeric region
Source: RefSeq, a predicted model, not a curated record
AUGACCGAACUCGACCUGCGGUUCGCAUCCACUUCGUUGGCCGACACUGGCUCGUAUAAACUGCUGGAACUCCCGCCCGAUCUUUGCAAACUAAUCGAAGGCGCCUCGGACGAGUCAAAUGUCCCUCAGCUUACCAUCAAGGGUGCAUCCGACGAAGACGCGGUCCUAUGCACCGCCGAGAAGACGUACACCGUCCGCUCUAUAGUCCUCUCCAACUCUGUUCUCGUGGUCACGCGAGAUCCGGAGGACGCAGAAGCAGAAGCAGACAACGACAAAGAGCGUGUGGACGUAGUCAUACGAGACCAGCUCUGCGAGAUCCUCGAGCUUAUUCCAAGCGUGCCACGCUUGCACAAGCUGAAUGGACUACUGCGAGGACGAGAGUACGACGAAGGCCACGAAGACGCGGAAGCAAUGAGCGAAGAUGACGAAGAUAAUAGCCCCCGGAGAAAGAGGUCGAAAUUCACCUACGAUGACGCGCGGAAGACGAUCCAGGCGAGCGACGUGGAACUUGACAAAGGCCUCCGCGAUCGACGGGUACUGCUCGUGAAAGACGAGUUGCGCCCCAUCGCGCCGUCCCACCUCACGAAGAUCCUCGAGUGUCUGCUCAUCAACCUCGUCUCGCAAUCCUUGCCGUACACCGACGCCCCACUUAUGCCGCUCAUCCACGCCCUUGAAGAUGAUCAUGAUGUUCCGCGCGACAUUACGCGCCAGGUGAUGUCCUGGUUCGGGCGCAUCGACGAAGGUCAGCUCGGGUCGACGUGGGAGAUGGAUGCAGAUGCGGUCGUACGCGAGAUCGGGCUCGGUAUCUUGCGCGCGCAUCGAGAUGAUCCCAUCUUGGAAGGCGAAUUCUUGCAGCAGUGGCGGAAGGCGGUAGGGGACACCUUUGAGGAGCGCGUCGCCCUCGCUCUUCUAUCCGGCAACUAUCUCACCUCCGCAGACGCAUUCUCGGAUCCACCCGCAUCCUUACUCACAUAUUUCCCUUCGGCGGCGUUGCCCGUCGAGCCCGGCGCGCGCUUCGCUGAGCUCUUCCUCGCACGGCCGCGGUGGAAGGGCGACGAGAUCGCGCCGUUCCUGGCGGACAUCGCAGUCGAUUCUAAGGAGCGGGACAAGUUGCUGCUGAAACACGCGCGGGCGCUCACGGACCCGCAGGGGAUAUGGUACACAGGGCGCGCGAAGUACAAUGCAUAG